CGCACCAAUAAGCUGACCGUUUCUCCCCGCGUCCGCGCGCGGAACUAGCGCUGAUAAGUCAAGCUAGCCUCAAUCGAUCGCGCUCUCUGACUCGACUCGAACCAACGCCAACCGACCAAGAAACCUUCCAAGCAAUCCACGGUCCGCGACUCUCUUGACUGCCCUCUUCCAGUCUGCCCGUGCGAACCUUCAUUCCUUCAAAUAUCUCACCCCUUACUAUCCUUACCACCUCAACCCGCGACCGAACGAGAACAGAGUGAGCACCAUGGACGAGUUCGCGCAAACACGAGGAGGAGACGACCUGUUCGACGACGAGAUCAUCCCCGUCACCGCCGAGCAACAGCAACAGGAACAACAGUCCCUGCAGACGGAGGAUCUACACGAUUACCAGCAGUCGUUCGAGGAGAGUAUCACGACGACAACGGCAGGUUACGAGAAUGAUCUAUCGCCCCAGGGGCGGACGGAGAUCCCCACGCGGCCGCGCGGCGCCGAGCGACGAGGCAGGGGAAGGGGCAGAGGGGGCCGCGGUGGGCGCCGGGGGUCCCAGAAUACCGGUCGCAGGGGCGAUGCAAACGUGAGGAUUAAUCAUAAUAAUCAUCAGAGAUCUGCGGAGGGUCCGGGAGAGGGGGCGGGGGAGGAGGGGGAGAAUAAGAGUCCGGUUGAGGAGACUGCGGCUGCCGAGAGGGAGACCGAACAACAGGCUGGGGAGAAGCCGGCGGAGGGUCCGCGGGUCCCUGCUGUACGUGGGGAUCGGAGUGCUACGGGUGGAAUUAAGAAGCCGAAACUUACGGAAGAGGAGCUCUCUCGUCGCAUUGCGGCUGCGAAGGAGAACGCCGCUAAGGUCGCUGCGGCGCAUGCUCGGGCUGAAGCCGAUCAGGCGUCGUUCCUUGAGCGCGAGAAGGUGGCAGAGGAGAAGAGGCGACAGGAACGUGCGCAACGGAAGGUCAUGGAUAAUGAGCGCGAGCGCAAUCGACAGCGGAAGUUGCAGGCCUUCGCGGGCAGGGAAUGGGAUGCGCAGAAGACGGAAGAGGAUUUCAACCCUCGUGGCGGGCGCGGGGGCUUCCGUCGGGGUAUGCACGGCGGGGUGUCUGGGUAUACUAGACGUGACUUUGAGGGGCAAGCCGCUGAUCAGCCUGCUGGUGAGCCUAGUGAAGAGUCACGGGCAGAAAGUCCUCGAGGCGGUCAUCGUGGCCGGGGACGUGGAGGACGGGGUGGACGUGGACGGGGUGGUCAUCGUGGCCCACGGGAGGAUAUUCCCCAGACAGACGGGCCGGCUGAGAAUGUGCCAGGUUUGAGCGAAUCGAGAUGGGCUCCCGCCCCUGUGCUUGACAAUGAAGCGGAUUUCCCUGCUCUCCCUGGCAGCGAGAAGAACGCGAAGGAUGCCUCGAAAGAGGGGCCGAAGGACUGGGUCAAAGACGACCGGAAGGACACCGUGAAGAAAGCCCCCAAGGAAUCCAAGGAAUCCAAGGAUACCCAGGAAUCGAAGGAGCCCGCCAACGCCGCAGCAAGUGCAGCGAAUCUGGAUCUUCUCGCCGUGGAUCCUCUAUCGCCUAUGGAGGGGACGUCCUGGGCCGAGCAAGUCGAGUCCCAGUGAUUAUCCACCCGUUGCUAUUGCUUACUGUUUUUUGGAAUUUGAAGAUCUCGAUGAUUGAUGCACCUAUAAUUAUUACUCUGUUACUCCCCGGAUACCUUUAUUUUGACUGCCGCUCCGAGG
Molecule: messenger RNA, 1714 nt
Organism: Aspergillus homomorphus CBS 101889
Lineage: Eukaryota; Fungi; Ascomycota; Eurotiomycetes; Eurotiales; Aspergillaceae
Exons: 2
Coding region: 266-1594 (442 amino acids)
Source: RefSeq, a predicted model, not a curated record